Dendroctonus ponderosae (mountain pine beetle) is the source of this 1235-nucleotide messenger RNA. RefSeq lists its product as uncharacterized. The transcript has 5 exons. NCBI's taxonomy places the organism in Eukaryota, Metazoa, Arthropoda, Insecta, Coleoptera, Curculionidae. Bases 257 to 877 code for a protein of 206 amino acids. The record is from RefSeq and is a predicted model, not a curated record.
AACAAGCAAAUUCUAUUACUUCUUAAGUUCCAGUUCUGUUCACCAUAAACUUCUAAUUUGAUAAACCCGAUGUCAAAGACCGCUCACUUCGCACGUUUACCCUGGUACAAUAUUUGGUGUUCGCUUAACACCUAACAAGUUCUUCAAACACCAGCGAACUGUGUCUAAUACGGUAAAUUUUGAAAACUUGUCUGCAAUCUACAGAUGUUUUAGUUACAGUUUAGUUCGGAAAAUAUUUAAGUUUGAAGUGAAUGAAAUGAGAGGAAUUUAUGCACGGAAAAUGAACUCAGUUCUUGGUUUCAUCCUGCUCAUGCUACUAAGUGGACUGUAUGGAGAGAAAAUUCUUCAUCGAGAUAAACGGUAUCUGGUGUUUCCUUUUCAAGGAACAUUCAAAACAGUCUACAGUUUCGCAGUACCAUGGAAAUUGGGUCCAAAACAAGAAAUGGGCGUUGGGUGGAACUUCCAAUUUCAGUAUGCUUUACCAAACAGUACCGACGUUCUCACAAACUAUCCCCCAAGUAUUUCAAGAGAAACUCGAGAUAUUAACGACGAAGUGGUUUUGAGCGAUAGAAAAAUAUUUUAUGAUGGUGUAGAAAGUAUGCUAGACAGCCGGGAUAUCAACGGACGGGAAUGCCUGCUAAGAACCAUAUGUGAAAACCAAUAUUAUUCGCAUUUCGAUGAUGAAAGUGGAUUGUUGGGACAAAUUUUACAUGUUUUCCUCACGCCCAAUAGCAAAGAAGGUCCUGAUCCUGAACUAGAUGAAAUUUACUCAGACGCACAAAAAGCAGGAGUAUUCGGAGCCGAUUGCAGUACAGCGUUUCCAAAAUGUAACAUGGAAAGGAGUUUUUUCGACACGUUUGCAAUAUUUGGUCAAUAAAGUUCAUAAGGCAAUUUACGUAUUUCCAUUAAUUAAUGAAGGACAAAAAAAUUUAUUUAAUGAAACAAAAGUAAAAGCUGAAUAACUGUGCAGAAACAUCGACGUUAAUCGAAAAACAUACCACGCCUCGUGUGAAGCAAUGUGAAAGUCAACAAGUGCCUCAAAGGGCGUUCAAAAAGACGCUGAGCACCCAAACAGAUUAAUUCAGAUUGAGGUUCUUUGGUGAACACUUGAUUAGCAUACUUAUUUAUAGGAAAUAUUGACGAUACGCUUAUGUUUUCAGAGAAUUACCAUUAGCCCUGCAAGUAAGUUAACAGACAAGAAACAGAAACAUUCUGGAUUGAAAAAUAGACAAAAA